Molecule: messenger RNA, 942 nt
Organism: Lecanosticta acicola
Lineage: Eukaryota; Fungi; Ascomycota; Dothideomycetes; Mycosphaerellales; Mycosphaerellaceae
Source: the annotation of a GenBank genome assembly
AUGAAGAUCAAGAGGCAGGUCAGUGCCUUCUCACAAGCACUACCACGGCAAUCUGAUCUCAAGUCUGCGCGAAGGGACGAUCGAGCUACUCGUUCAUCGGCUGUUCUACAGCAUAAGAGGUCUUCUCGCGAAGUGGAAAGAUCUGCAUAUUGCUUCGUUACAACAAGCUGGAUAGCCUUGGUCAACGGUGCCUAGUACGUUUGCUCGCUCAUGAAAAUUCUGUAAGCACGGAGGUCCGGGCGGCCCGAAAGAGCGAUGAGAAUGUCAGCAAUGCGAGCCCACGCAAUUCACAAGUUUUGCCUAGACACAACGUGCGUUGAGAAAUACAUAUAAUGGGAGCGAUGUGUCAUGGUUGCCUGUAGCAGUUCUGAUUGCCCAUCGAUUCCUACAGACAUUCAGCAGCCUUCGUCCACCAUUGGAUAUCAAAUUGUCAACGACUAAAGUUCUCCUCAUCCUUGGAGCAGGCAGCAAUGUCGGCGCCAGUGUUGCUGCAGUAUUUGCCCAGGCCAGAUACAAAAUCGCUCUUGCCGCUAGAAAACUCCAAGAUGCUGUCGAUAAGGAUGGUCAGUUACGUUUUCAGUCUGAUCUGGCUGAUGCGGAAUCGGUGGACUCAGCCUUCGAUAAGGUCUCGGCCACCUUUGGACCACCGAACGUAAUCGUCUACAAUGGUACGGGAGGCUACGUCCAAGGCAUGACUCCUAAAGCUGAUAUGGUCUUCCAGCGGCUAGUGCGAAGUUAGUGUCCGCAGACGACCCUUUGGAGCUCUCCUUGGCCAACUUCAAUCAGGACGUUGCAGUCAACACGGGAAGCGUAUUGGUUGCAGCUCAGCGAGCUGUGCAAGGAUUCCGGCAGUUAUCGUCCGGCAUUCCGAAGACGUUCAUAUACACUGGCAAUUUCUUGAACAAAGAGAUCAUGCCACGUCUCAUCAGUAACGGAAUGUGA